This is a messenger RNA of Mercenaria mercenaria, 1050 nucleotides long. RefSeq names its product alpha-2 adrenergic receptor-like. Lineage: Eukaryota; Metazoa; Mollusca; Bivalvia; Venerida; Veneridae. Gene Ontology annotation, cellular component: membrane. The coding region runs from base 1 to 1050 and encodes 349 amino acids. Gene Ontology annotation, biological process: adenylate cyclase-activating adrenergic receptor signaling pathway. Gene Ontology annotation, molecular function: G protein-coupled receptor activity. The record is from RefSeq and is a predicted model, not a curated record. The transcript is spliced from 3 exons.
AUGAGUUACAAUAACACAACGUAUCUUGAAAUAACGACUCCUGAGAGUUUAAAGACGUUUGAAAAUUUGGAGAACGCCAAAAAUCAUUCUGAAUGGGAACCUCCGCCAUUUGACGUCAGCGUCCCGAACAUUUUGCUUGCAAUAACGCUGACACUCCUUGACGUCAUCACAAUAUUCGGGAACCUUCUAGUUCUUUUGUCUUUUGUUAUAGAGAAACGUCUUCUUCAGCCGUUUAACAUGUUUAUCUUGAAUUUGGCUGUGACGGAUUUUUGUGUCGCUAUAACGGCGAUGACGUUUUAUACGUUAGAUACGUUGCUAGGGUACUGGCCGUUUGGAAAGGUUAUGUGUGGUGUAUGGAUUUAUUUCGACUUUGCAAUGACGUUUGCUUCAGUAUUUACAUUGGUUACGAUUUCUGUUGAUAGAUUUUGGUGUGUAACAUGGGCGAUUCAUUAUAGAAUGCACAACAACAAAAACAAAACAGCGGUAAUCAUUGGUAUUAUAUGGUUGUGUGUAGUUGCAAUAUGGACACCGCCUUUUAUAGGGGAUCGUCUGAAGCACAGCGAGCCUCAUUCCUGCAUCUGGGAACCAUCAAACAACACUGAAUUUGUUAUAUUUGUUGCAGUCAUUGGCCACUAUAUACCGUGUAUAGUCAUGGUUUUCUGCUACAUCAAGGUAUUUAUGGUUAUGCGAAGGCAAUCAUCUAUUGUUGCUGGUAUUGGUGGAGAAAGUGCUGCAUCAACAAUCCGAAUACACGUACAACCCAUGUCUUCACAUAACCAAGGCAUUUCCUCACAUACCUCACAUGUUUAUAUUGGAGACAGUCAUAAUGCCGACAACAUACACGCCAUGGAAUCUUCUAAUGGACGCUAUCUGACCACCAGCAGUAAAGUGGGCAGCCAGAAUUCACCCCCCAUUAGACCACCGCGCCAGGCAGAAAACUAUGUAGCACGCACCACGCAAACAAGAUCGUCAAACAGGACUAACCGUACGUCCCAUAAUCAGCAGCGUGAAAAACGAAUUUUCAUCACGCUAAACCUAAUAUUUUGUUAA